This is a messenger RNA of Scophthalmus maximus (turbot), 4622 nucleotides long. RefSeq names its product complement component 1, q subcomponent-like 4b (gene c1ql4b). The transcript is spliced from 3 exons. Lineage: Eukaryota; Metazoa; Chordata; Actinopteri; Pleuronectiformes; Scophthalmidae. The coding region runs from base 1380 to 2093 and encodes 237 amino acids. The record is from RefSeq and is a predicted model, not a curated record. Gene Ontology annotation, molecular function: protein binding.
CGGAAAUUACAACAAGUGAGUGAACUGUUGCUCUGCGAAUAAAGUCGCUCUGCGCCGGUUUGUUCCUGCACGUCGGAAGUGAAGUGCGAAAGUAAUUUGUCGGAAUCCGUGAUUUCACCCGAAGGAGCACUACUAUACGUCACUUUGAAUUGUAGCCGAUAAAUGUUUCUCUGAGGAAAAAAGAAAACACACACACACACACACACACACGCCUCGUGUCUGCCCGGACCUCUCGGAGCAUCCUCGCAGAGAGUUGUCCGGCCGGAGUCCUGACCGAGAUGCUGCGAGUUGAAACAUCCGUCUGACUCCUGUUCACCCGAGGAGAAGGUGCAAGACCUCAGUCCAUCUCUGGAGAAUUUCUUUGGACCACUUUUCCUGCAGCGUUCGCAUCCGAGCACCGCAGCACGAAGAGCCACUGACCACGGGGCAGAGAGGAGCGAUCAGGUCUCUCGAUUGCAAGAGAUUGGAUGAUUUGCGGUGAUGCUGCAAUAAAAAUGUUUUCUGCUUCAUCCAAGCUGCAUUUCAAACAAGAGUCCUCAUAUCCAAUGCAAUUUGGCCUGCAUGGCCUUUCUUCAGAAUUUGCCUUGUUAUGACCUGCAACAUAUCUGUACUUUGAAUGGAGGAGUAGACUGCUGAAAGAGAUAAAACCCCGGCUCCCUCAAACAACGGAUGUAUAGAGAGCUGUUAGCCCAUCAACAAAAACACAAACAGAGAGGAAGAAAGACAAGAUCUGGGAUUUAGCAGUUUCCUCCUUCUCCUCGUCUCAUUCCCGGACAGACAAGUAAAGCCAAAGCGCCCUUCCUCGUAUGUGUUGGGUGAGAUGAACUCCAGUGGGAAUGCUGUCGACCCCACCUGACAGCUCUCUGCCUGAGCAACUGAAAGCUUUUCACAGGAGCUUACACAGCUGGGUUAGAAAAUAAAAGUAAAAUAAAAGCUAAACAUUUCAAUUGCGUUGCUCAUUUUUGACAAAUACAUUUAAAUAUUAGUUGUUUUUGCCUUGCAAAGUGAUGUCUCAUCUUUAGAUAAGUGGAAAGCCCUCAUACACAGUGAGCCAGAGGAAACGGAAACAACCAGAAAACAAAUGUACUGAAAAUCAGGAAAUGGAAAAUUGUAUAUGUCAUUCUUCCACAGACUGCUGAUCUUUUCCCCCCUGCUUCUGUCUGAGGCUUGUCUGUCCCUAUACUAGAACAGCCUCCUCUUCUUUUCUCCGCCCAACACAAUCACGCAUCUCCCCUCUCGAUCCUGUAGUUACUUCCUACCCCGAGUUCAGUCUGGCCGGCACAACCAUUCCAGCCAAGGGGGAGGAGGAUUUCCUCACGCUGGCCGCCUCCCGGCUCAGCCGCAAGAAACGCGUCAUCGGGGCUGGAGUUGGCGUGGCCAUGGUCCUGGUCUUGCUGGUGGCCAUUCCCCUAUUGGUCCACACCACCAAAGGGGGAGGGUCCGGAGCAGGGGGCACACAUUAUGAGAGGCUCGGGACCUGCAAGAUGGUGUGUGACCCCCCCCCACAAGGAGAGCUGACAGCCGUCUCCCCUCAGCCCCCAGACUUCCCAAACAGCAAGGGAAAACAAGGGUUUAGAGGGAGCCCUGGACUUCCAGGUCCACCAGGUCCUAAAGGGCCCCCUGGAGAGCCCGGCAAGCCUGGCCCACCUGGUCCACCAUGGCCUGGACCCAGUGGCUACGGCCCCUCUUUCUACAGCCCCAAAAUUGCCUUCUACGCAGGCCUCCGGAAACAACAUGAAGGGAGUGAAAUACUAAAGUUCGAUGAUGUGGUGACCAACGUGGGGAACUACUACGAGCCGAGCACUGGCAAGUUCACCUGUCCUCUGCCAGGUAUCUACUACUUCACCUACCACGUCCUGAUGAGAGGUGGUGACGGGACGAGCAUGUGGGCGGACCUGAAGAAGAACGGACAGGUGCGGGCCAGUGCAAUCGCUCAAGAUGCCGAUCAGAACUACGACUAUGCCUCCAACAGUGUGAUCCUGCACCUGGACGUGGGGGACGAAGUGUGUGUACAGCUGGACGGCGGCAAAGUUCACGGGGGAAACACCAACAAAUACAGCACCUUCUCUGGCUUCCUCAUAUACCCAGACUGACAGUAUACUCAUGUUAAUAUACUCUCUCUCCUGUAAUCAAGCAAAAAGUUUACUCUCCAUUCUGCAUCUAACACGCCAUGCCUCCCUAAUGUAAUUUGUUCAGUACACGAACCAUGAAAUAACAUGAUUAAGUUAAUUUGUGUAAAAAUGAAUAUAGUAUUGUAUAUACUAGCAGUUAACCUUACUUCUGAUACACACGCUUGUGCAAUCUGCGCCACGUACAGUAUGUGUGAGCAUGGCCAAAAUAUAUGAUUAACAUCUGUUUCACAUGCACACAUUCACCUGUACGCGCACACACAGGCGUGCACACGCAAACUGAACUCAUCCGCUACUUAUCAGUUGUUACACCGAGACAAGAUGGCCGUUCUAGCCACCGGUCUGAAAUCGACUGAGAUGAUCUCUGAAUGUAGACUGCAAAUCGAAGUGUGUGUAUUUGGCUGCAGCCUCUCACCUCCACUGCUGUGAGAUGGAUUUCCAAUAUGGCGGUGGACACCAAACGAGAAAAGUCAUGAAUAUAUUGAUCACAGCUGAUAAUACAGCCAACACCACGAUCAUAAUCAGUGUGCUUGUACGUCCGUGUUCAUGCCCGCGUGUAAACACGUGUGUGUUGACUCUUCAGUUUGUGUUGAGGCUUAAAAGCAUCACGUCACUGUCAGUCUGACUUGCACAGUCUCUGACUCCUGUUAAGGGAAUAGGUGUCAAGUUGUCGGUAACAGUCCCUUAACACACACAGUAUAUCGAUAUUGAGGUUUAGCUUCGAGAUUUUCCCUGAGCCAGAGCUUAUGGCAGCGUCUCAUCAUGUCCUGCUAAUGAGCUGAGGCUUCCUCUGCUGCCUGAGUCACACUCGACCCCGGCCUCCGUAGUGGGCAGUAUGGUGAAUAUGACUUCAAUGAAAACAAGUUCAAAUAAAGUUUGACAUUUGUUAAAUGCGCAGCUGUUGCUUUCUUGCCAGGAGCUGGAUGAGAAGGUUGAUACCACUUACAGAGCUGGCAUAUGAAAAAAAGAAGUGUGUAGUGGCUGUGGGGUCAUAUCGGCUUCGAUUAUGGGGAUAUCGACACACAUUCUCAGGCAGUCCCUAGUUGACAUUCAUACUGUUGUACUGUGUUAUUCACAUGAAAAUUGACUGUGUCAAAAAUAAAAAAAACAGAGUUAGGGAGAGAAGUUCAAAACCCUGGAUCUGCACAGUUCGCUAAUCAUGGCAUAAACUAACGAUGACCGUCAGAUUGACAGUCUGGAAAAAUGAUGGCCUUGGUGUGAGGGGAGGGAAGUUAUCUGAAGAAGCGGACUGGCUGCUUUAUACCUUUUGACGGCGCCAGGCUGACUUUUUCCCUCUUUCUAUGCCAGGCUAACCCAACCAGCUCCUGGUUCAUACUUCCCGCACAGACAAGAGAGUGAUAUCACUCCUGUCAUCUAACUCUCUGCAAGAAAAAGAUUGAUCUUAAUUUCCAAGAUGUCAAACCUAACUGAUAGGUUUAUUUAUGGUGAAGGUACCCACCUGAAGAUGUUGUUGUUAACCUUUUACUGCCAUGUGCCAUACCGUAUAGAUUUUCUGUGCCUUACACUUUCUAUUCUAUUUUUUAAUUUUAUUUAAGAUAUUAUUCCGUCUUGAAUCCAAGUUAUACGAACAAGCUGAUCCAUAAUAACAAACAGCUAUCAGGAUUUUUUUUUCUAAUGAAAUCCUCUCCAACACAGACAGUCCAUGCAAAUGUUGAUACUCACUUCAUUAAAAUGCAGAUGUUAACUGAGGACACUUACUGUGAAUCUUAUAUGUGUGUGUUAACUGGUGUUAAAUCACUGCUGUAAAUAAAAGCCCGGGCCAUGUUCAUUCUGUAUGGUGGUGACUGGGGAUGAACAACCAAAGCAUGUGGCUGUGUAAUUCUAAAUUUGCAUCCCGAAAAAUUAUUUUAAAAAAUGUUGAUGUAGCCAAAUUAUUAUAUUCAACAAUCCUAAUUUUCCAAGAUAUUAUGUUUAGAUGGGAUAUAUGUAAAACAAAUUUGAACACAUCUAUUGUAGUUUUAGAAGAGGUGCGCUUCAUAUCGGCCCAAUGAUCUACGUGUUAAACUGUGUGACAGAGACUUUGUUGUCUUGAGUGACACUGAUUCUGCCCUGAGGCCUGAUAGCAUGAUGAGCCCUGAUGAGUUUUGGAUGUGAACUUUCUGAUCGCCUUGUCAUUCUUGUGCUGUGAUUUGAAAAAACAAAAAAACAUCCCGACAUUGUGAAUUAUACACACACAUCCCUGCUGAGUGGCUUUACAUAGCCUCUGUGCCAUGUUGUAUCCUACUGUGUGUGUUUUUGGCGCUGUUACCUUUGUUCAUGAGCAGUAUGGAUUCAUUGUUGUCACUGUGUUUUGCAAGCUGAGUUGUGUGUAUUUGUUCUGUAUGAAAUCAGCCUCGAUUUUUCUCUGCCAUUGACGACCACAUAUCACAAUUUUAAAAAAAUUGGGAUUAUUUUGCUGUAAAAUCAGCGGAGUCUUAAUUUUUCUUUAUUCUCUCCUUGGACAUUACAAUAAAAUCAAGGACUCAGAAGGCA